Molecule: messenger RNA, 2037 nt
Organism: Striga hermonthica
Lineage: Eukaryota; Viridiplantae; Streptophyta; Magnoliopsida; Lamiales; Orobanchaceae
Source: the annotation of a GenBank genome assembly
AUGGAGUGUGUGACAUCCGCUCAUUUCGCGAUUCUUUGGAAUGGCCGGCCGUCUUUGGACAUUUACCCUUCCCGGGGUCUUCGCCAAGGGGAUCCGAUUUCUCCUUACUUGUUCGUCAUCAUAAUGGAGCGACUCACUAGAACCAUCAAUCGGGAGGUCAGUACGCGUAAUUGGGAUCCCAUUGUGUUGUCUCGGGGAGGCCCGACGCUUAGCCAUCUGUUAUUCGCUGAUGAUGUUCUGAUUAUGGCCCAAGCUAAUGUCACUACGGCCAAAACUGUUAAUAAAGUUCUUCAUGCUUUUGCGGAGGAAGCGGGCCUUGCGAUUAACUUGAAGCGCAUCUCUCGGAGGCUUCCCCCGUGGCGAGCUAAAUUCCUUAACAAGGCGGCCCGUACUACUCUAGCGCGCUCGGUUCUCUCCACUAUUCCGGUUUAUUUUAUGCAAAUUGCAUGGUUUCCGGAGAAAACUUGCCAGCAAAUUGAUAGCAUCAUUAAGAGAUUUAUUUGGAAAGACCGCGAUGGACGGGGUUUACACCUAGUUAAAUGGCAAACAGUGGCUACGCCGCGUCGCUUGGGAGGCCUUGGUCUUCGUCAAACUCGGCAAAUGAACAUAGCUAUGUUGGGGAAAAAAGUCAGCGAAUAUAUCGAAGGCACUCCAUCUCUUUGGGUUGUAGCUUUGUCUGACCGAUUUGGCAGGGGUUACGAGGGGAUCAAAAGGUCCAAGACCCGGUCCUCUUCUGUCUGGUCAGCAUUGAGGAGGUGCUUUUCCAUCAUUGCGAAUGGUUUCACCUACAGGCUGGGCAAUGGGGAGACCAAUUUCUGGGAGGGAAUUUAUCUUCAAGGCAAACCCAUCAAAUGUCUUGUUUACUAUGUUCAUAUAUCGGACUCAGACAAAUCAUGCCGUCAGUUGAUCGUUAAUGGACGGUUUGAUCUUCAGUCGUUGCACACGUCCUUCCCAGAUCAUAUUAUCAAGGCCCUGACGGACGCUAGGAAUAUUUAUCUUCAUCCUUCUGUGCCUGAUAGGUGGUGUUGGUCGGUUGGUAGUAGUGGUAAAUAUUCAGUGGCUACUUGCUACGACUGGCUACUACAACAGGGCGCUGACACGAAGACGACAUGGAAAAAGAUUUGGAGGCCAGACGUUCCAGAGAAAAUUAAUAUUUUCUGUUGGCUUAUUGGGCAUUGGUCGCUACCUACGAAGGAGUUGCGUCAACGACGACAUCUAGAUUCUACGGGGGCUUGUACGAUUUGCGGGGAUGGAACGGAGACUUGGGUGCACAUGUUUUUUGAGUGCCCGUGGACUGCUCAGGUUUGGGCCGGGCUAAUUCAUUACGGUUUUCCUUAUCGGCUGGCCCAUACAACCCCCCUUGAUAGCCAAGCUCUUGAUUUCAUCGUUCAUGCGCCGGCGGGAUUGCGGUUUGCCCUUUGGUUUAUGUGGGUGGAACGCAAUAACAAGGUGUUUGGUAAGCCAUCUAAAUCUCCUUACGCUGUUGUCAGGGAUAUCUUAUCCUUCUUCCAAUGGUGGCGGGAGACAAGGCGGCGGGCGGACAUGCUCAUGUAUGGGGCUAGUCAAGAUAGUUUUUCUAAGACUGUUACUUGGAACCCUUAUUUUUGUACGGGCAUGAUCUUGUAUACUGACGGCUCGUCAAUGGGUAAUCCGGGUCAAUCCUGCUUCGGAGCCGUCCUGCGCAAUCACGAGGGGGUGUGGAUCGAGGGGAUUUCGGGUAACAUAGGUAUUUCCGACAAUUCUCUGGCCGAGGUGGUCGCGAUUCUCGAAGGAUUAAAUUUAGCAGUGGCUCGUAGGUGCACAACUCUCACAUGUUUACUCCGACUCGCAAGAGGCUCUCCGGCUGAUUCAAAGGGCAUCCGUAGUAAAUCAUGUUAUGGGAGGGCUGCUCAUGAACAUCAUGGACAAGAUCAAUUGGAUUGGGAAUGUGCGGUUUUUCCACAUAUGGAGAGAGGGAAAUUCUGUUGCCGAUAUCUUGGCUCGGAGAGGAGCCAAGGAAGAAGCAUUCUUUACGACUUGGGCUUUUCCCCCGGAUGA